Molecule: messenger RNA, 1573 nt
Organism: Manihot esculenta (cassava)
Lineage: Eukaryota; Viridiplantae; Streptophyta; Magnoliopsida; Malpighiales; Euphorbiaceae
Product: glycerophosphodiester phosphodiesterase GDPD6
Exons: 8
Coding region: 292-1488 (398 amino acids)
Biological process (GO): lipid metabolic process
Cellular component (GO): vacuole
Molecular function (GO): glycerophosphodiester phosphodiesterase activity
Source: RefSeq, a predicted model, not a curated record
UAACAGAUAAUAAUGGGAGAAAUUACUGAAGCUUAGCUACAUUUGAAAAAUAUAAUCUUACAAGAAUAUUCUUGGCUCCUCAGAUGGAUCCACGGCUAAGAAUCCUCUAAGCCCACAAUAGCAUGUGUCAUCACCACGCUAAAUAAUCAUUCAUGUUGAUGAAUUUAUUUGAAUUUGACUUGGGGAGGUCAGAGAGGACCCAUCGUUGGGAAAGCAGCUAGUAGUUAGGACCUUUAGCAGAAAAGAAGGGGAGGAAAGGAGAGGGCUUCGGAGAGAAACUAAGCCAAUUCCAUGGCUUUAACAUCAAAUGCAGGUUCUGUUCUGAUCAUAUUUCUGUCACUCACACUUGUAUCAACUGCAACUGCAAGACCAAUAUAUCCUCUGCCUAGUAAAAUAAGCAAUGGUAUCAGAAAGCCUUUACAGACUUCUCGUCCAUAUAAUAUUGCACAUCGAGGAUCAAAUGGUGAGAUUCCAGAAGAAACUGCUGCUGCAUACAUGAGAGCCAUUGAAGAAGGAGCAGACUUUAUAGAAACAGAUAUCUUAUCCUCCAAAGAUGGUGUUCUUAUUUGUUUCCAUGAUGUUACCCUUGAUAACACUACUGAUAUUGCAAAGCACAAUGAGUUCACAAAUCGUAAAAGGACAUAUGAUGUUCAAGGGGUCAACACUACUGGCUUUUUCACUGUUGAUUUUACCCUUGAAGAACUUAAGACAUUACGGGUGAAGCAGAGACAUCCAUUCCGAGAUCAACAGUAUAAUGGAAAAUUUUCUAUUAUCACCUUUGAAGAGUUCAUAGCAAUUGCACUGGAUGCAUCAAGAGUUGUCGGAAUAUACCCUGAGAUGAAAAACCCAGUUUUUAUUAACCAGCAUGUUAAGUGGCCAGGUGGGAAGCGAUUUGAGGACAAGUUUGUUGAGACUCUUAAGAAAUAUGGAUAUAAAGGCUCAUAUAUGUCAAAAGAUUGGCUGAAGCAACCUGUUUUUAUACAAUCCUUUGCUCCAACUUCACUCGUGUAUAUAUCAAAUAUGACAGACUCACCCAAAAUUUUCUUGAUUGACGACAUUGACAUUCCAACUCAAGAUACUAAUCAGUCAUAUUGGGAAAUCACUUCUGAUGCUUAUCUGGACUACAUUAAGAACUAUGUGGUGGGCAUCGGACCCUGGAAGGAUACAGUUGUUCCUGUGGUAAAUAAUUAUUUGCAGACAUCUACAGAUCUUGUUGCCAGAGCUCAUUCCCAUAAUCUACAGGUGCACCCAUACACUUACCGCAACGAGGAAAUGUUCUUGCACUACAACUUUCAUCAAGAUCCAUAUGAAGAAUAUGAUUAUUGGAUUAACACAGUAGGAGUUGAUGGACUCUUUACAGACUUCACAGGCAGCCUCCAUAAUUUUCAGGAAUGGACUUCACCUCUCUCUAAAAAUGACAGUGGUGAUGACAGGGCAUCCAAGUUGUUGAAUAAGAUAGCUUUGUUGAUCACUUCAUAUAAAAAUUGAUGGGAGAACCAAAUAUAUGUACAAGAUUAUAACUUACUUUGUUCAUGGUUAUUUGAUAAGGUUUAUUCAGCAGAAAUUUUUAUUA